Messenger RNA from Brassica oleracea var. oleracea, 381 nucleotides. RefSeq lists its product as uncharacterized. Lineage: Eukaryota; Viridiplantae; Streptophyta; Magnoliopsida; Brassicales; Brassicaceae. The record is from RefSeq and is a predicted model, not a curated record. The transcript has a single exon. Bases 1 to 381 code for a protein of 126 amino acids.
AUGGAAAUCGAGAUCUCGAGCUCAACUCAUGAUACCGUUGAUUUGGAUAGUAUUCGUGUCAAGCGGAAGACGUUGCAGAAUCUGCUCGACGAUUGCCAUAGAGCUCCCGAGCUGCUUAAUCUCGCCGAUACUGCUCCCAGUGGAGAUAGAACCGAAACAGGUGGUUCCGGAAAGGAUUACAGAAACCCCGUUGGCUCAUCGGAGUCUCCUUCUUCCGAUUCAGGAGAUCCUGAAGCCGAUGAGGAUUUUAGCAGUCGUCGCUCUGCUUUAUUUUCUUCUGAUUUCUGCAAGUCCGAUCGAGACAUACGUUUACUAAUUACCGAGUUUGCUUGUUUCCUGGUUACAGGGGACAUGUUUCAAACAGAGCUUGAACUCGCCUAA